AUGAGACCCUCAGAUGCCUCCUAUUUUCCUCCAUGGGCCAAGGCAUGGAUGCGUUGCCGUUGCCUGUGCCUGGCCUCGGAGACGCAGAGCGGUGAGGGCCUGGAUAUGCGCUCGACCAAAGUCCGAGUAAACGACACUGAGCAUGGGGCCAUGGGUGUUCGUGACGAAAGACGGAAGAUGCAGAAACCCAACUUCCCUCUUCCCUUAUUCAGUCUUUUCGUUGGCCCCAACACCAACUUGUCUUUGAUCGGUCUCACCAUGGCCGUGAUCCAUCACGUUGCCUCAACUGAGACCCUCAGCGGACCGCGGCGCCCUGCUCGGCCCACUCCCGCUGCCGCAAACGAAGACGAUAGCGUCGAACUAAAACAUGGUCGUGCACCUCGAGGGGCGCGCUUGUUCCCGUUUUCGUCUCGUACUGAGCGGUCGAGCGGAGGUCAAUUGUCAAUCGUCCUCGCCAACUUCGAGCCCUCUCCUUUCCUUUGUGCUGCCGAGAAGGGGCCGAAAUGGACUUCGGAUCCCGACAAUCAUUCACUCCAUUUCACUUCAUACUCUCACUGA
Messenger RNA from Sodiomyces alkalinus F11, 558 nucleotides. RefSeq lists its product as hypothetical. The transcript has 8 exons. Bases 1 to 558 code for a protein of 185 amino acids. Lineage: Eukaryota; Fungi; Ascomycota; Sordariomycetes; Glomerellales; Plectosphaerellaceae. The record is from RefSeq and is a predicted model, not a curated record.